This is a messenger RNA of Drosophila elegans, 354 nucleotides long. RefSeq lists its product as uncharacterized. NCBI's taxonomy places the organism in Eukaryota, Metazoa, Arthropoda, Insecta, Diptera, Drosophilidae. The transcript has a single exon. The record is from RefSeq and is a predicted model, not a curated record. The coding region runs from base 1 to 354 and encodes 117 amino acids.
AUGAAAAGCGCUCUGUGUCUGUCGUUAGUCCUGCUCUUCCUGGGAUACGCCUGUGCCUUUUUGUCCAGCAGUUCGAGUAGCAGUUCCACGCCCAAGAUCUGUCUCAUCAGGAACUGCGCCUGGAACUCCACGACGAAUACCUGUGCCCGCUAUGGUCGCUCCAAUCUCUGCAAUCGCUUCAGGAACAGCUGCGCCCUGCGAUACGAGACCUGCGCCAGUUCCACCACAUAUACGGCUGUUAGUCUGUCCCAGUGCUCCGGAAUCAGCGUGGGAUCCCGAGGCAUUUGCGGUGGAUCAUCGUCCUACUCAUCCUCAUCCUCAAAUAUUACACCCAUUAUUAUCCGCAGGGGUUGA